GAAAGUUGGCGGCUCGGCAGAGAAACGAAACUUGUCCGGGCGGGACUGGGCGGGAAGAGCGGGCGCUGCAGGUGCCCGUGCCCGGUCACUCGAGAGAAGAGAGGUGCAGGUCUCUCCAGUCCCUGAUGCAGAGCAAGAGGUGAAGGGAGAAGGUGCUGCUGGACCUCCUUCCACCAAAACCACCUGAAACAAAGGAGACAGAGGGCGAGGCACUGAUGGACAGAGCAAGAGCCCUGUCCAACACCACACCUGACACUGCAGGUGGAUCUCCCAGCUCUGCUGUGACACAGAAGGAGGAAGAGGGAUCCUCACUGAUGGAGGAUGUCACAGCUCCAGAGAACCACGCAGAGCCCUCGGCUCAGUGUGGGGCUGGUGACUCUGCUGAGGUGGCUUCUCCGCUGAGGAAGAAAAGGAAGAAGACUACAGCAAAGAAGUCCAUCUCUGGGGAAGAGGACUCUCUGCCUCCUCAAAGCACAGCACCAGCUCAGACCACAGAGUUGCCUGACACAGGUGUUACUCCUCAAGAAAUCCAACCCCCCGGAGGUGAGGGAGCAAGCCCAGGUGCUGAUGGACAUGCUGAUGCCAGUGGAGACACACCUGGAGGCGACAGGGAUUUGGCACACCCGGGGAAGGAAGCUGGCAGCCUGCAAGCAGAGAGGCCGAGCCCUGCAGAGCAGAGCAGCACAGCCAGGGAGGCUGCCCCAGCUCCCAGCACCGCAGCCCCUGGGGAAAAGGUGGGGGAUGGAACAACGCCAGAACACGGAGGAGCAGCCAGGGGUGAUGAGGAACGGGGCAGUGGUGCCCCUGGCCAGCUGUCAGCAGCCACAGCAGGUUCUCAGGCCCGGGCCAGCAGCAAGGAGCGGCUGUCAGCAGGGCAGGGAGCGAGUCCCUCUGCUGGGGGAGCAGUCCCUGGCAGUCCCAGGCUGCCUCCUGCCAAGGGAGCCCCCCAAAGCAAGCCUGAGACCAAGACCUCCCCUGGGGCUCAGAGCCUGCAGGCUGGGAAGGAGCCCAAGCAGAAAGGGGCCAGUUCCACUGUCAAGAAUGCAAACACAAAAGAGAAAAAUCAGACCCCAAGUGAGAAGAUGCCCAGUGUGAGUGAGAAGACAAGUCCAAGCCAAGGAGUUAGGGCUGCCAGGAAGGAGGAUGCUGUGGCUGCAGCAGACAGCCCCAAGAACAAAAAGGAACCAAGGAACCAGAAAUCUGUGGAAAAUAUUAAAGAAAGUUCUGUGAGCCGCAAUGAGGGUGUUACAGUGUAUUUCCAUGCAAUAUUAUCCAAAGACUUCAAGCUUGACCCCGAUACCCACAAAGUGUUCAUCAGGGCUCAGGGCAUUCCUUCCUAUGCCGACUGGAAGGACAACAUCUGUGAGCUGAACUGCACCCGGCAUCUGGAGGAACAUGGAUACCUCAUUGAAGGUGCUGUAACUCUCAGCAGAGAAAUCCUGGAUGAAUACAUUCCUUACAAGUACUGGGUGUUCUGUGGGAAGGGGGAGUACGAAUUCAUUUACAAGAAAUCAGAAUCCAAUCACCACGUGAAUCGCUGCUUAUUGAUAAACAGGAGACUUCUCAACAAUGGAGAGUGGCACCAGUACGAUGACAUCGUGUGUGUAAAGCCUUCCAAGUUCAGAAACUUCCGGCAGAUCUUUACUUUUGAUAAAAACAAGGAAGUGGUGGAAGGGAAGAAAAUAGCUGCCAAUAUUAUGUUAGAAAGUAUCUUCAGCAUUCUUGGAACCUGGAGUCCUGACAAUCUGAGGAAUUUCUUCUGCCAGCUGAAGCAGUUCUAUUAUGUUGCAGUAGCCCAGCGGGUGUUUGAAGGCAGGCCAAUGCCAUGGAUAGAGUUAAAUUUUGGCACAGAGCAGGUGAAUGAUUUGCUGCUAAAAUACAUGAAGAAAAUAGCUCUCCCUUUCCUUGCACCAGAAGCAGCUCCAGAAGACAGAAUCAUCCAAAGCAAACUGGCUCUGGGGCUCACCAUUCUUGUGGUAGUUGAGAACCAUUCACUCGUAGUACCUAAAAGUGACCUGGCUGAACUGUGCAGCCUCUUGUGCUUGGAUCAGGUGUCACCACAAGAUCUCCAGGAUGAGAUUCAUCACAUCAAACUGGCUUUUGCAGGAGUUACCAACUUGAAGGUCGACCUGACAAACUUGUGCCAGUGGUGCAUUGAACGUGACAUAGACCAGUGGGUGUGGGUCCUUCCCCUCCUGCAUUCCUUUGCUGCUCCCCUGCAGCAGCAGCAUGGGCUGGUGGAGGAGGAUGCCUGGGCAGGGCUGGAAGGGCUUCCAUUUGCUGAAAUCAGGAGGAAGCGAGAUGCAGGCACCCUGCUGGAACGAAUGAGAGAAAAGAAGCACUUGAUGGAAUUUGAUGGGACUCUGGUCAAGUCCUGGCUCUGUGUGCUGCCCCUGGGGAGCCUGGCUGAGUUCAUAAGAGACUUCUCCAGUGACCUGUUAGUUACUCUUCAAGGUGUUCUGUACAGGUUGGAGAAUGUUGACCUCUCGUGGAGAAGCUCUCAGUCUCAGGUAGAGAAGAUUCUAAACACAGUGCUGCAGGCCUUGGAUGAGCUCCCAGCCAGAGCUCUGGGGGCUCCUUCUUGGCGGUGCUGCUUGUCCUGCUGCCUCAGGCUGCACGAGAGGCUCUGCAAGGCUACCAGGACAGUGGGGUUGUUCCUGAUCCCUGCCACUGCUGCCACCCUGAUUGCCAAGGUUGCCCAGCUUCAGCCCCCAGCAGUUCCAGGGGAUGCUGUGCAGGAACUUCCAGAAUUGCUCCGUGGAGCUCUGAGGGAAGCUCGAACCUGGUUCAGAAAUGUUUUAAAAGAGAAAUUACUGAAGGAGUACCCGGACCACGUGGCCUUCUCUUUGUUUGAACUUCGGGCCUGGAAUAAGUUUGUGACUAUCAGCUUUCCAGAUGAGCGGUUCACCCAGAUGUGGAAGAACACUUUACUUGCAGAUCUGAAGAAAAGAAUCCAGCAGGUUCUGGAGGCUCAAGAAUUGGCCAUGACAAUGUCCCACACUGUAACCUUGGUCAGAGGCCUGGCUCUAGGUGCUGGUGCUUUAGAGGAAAUCCACAUUGUGAACAAUUGUCACCUCUGUGGUUUUAAGAACCAGAGAGUGCAAAGAACAAACAGAAACCUGCUGGACAAGCUCACAGAUGAAGCAAAGGAUGUUAUGGCCAUAGCAGAUUCUGUGCUUACGAGUGUCACUGACAACAUCCACAGCGGCUGCAUCCUCGUGAAACACCUGGAGGAGGUUUUCCAGCACAAGGAGCACUUCCUCUGCAUUUGGGAGACAAAGCACCAGCAACGAUCAAGUGAGGAAAAGGAACUGCUCCAGAGAAGCCUGAAAGAACUGCUGGCAUUGAGGCAUGAAGAAGUUGCACAGCUCAGAAGAGAGGAAAAAGCAGUGGGAACCUUCCUGAGCAUGUGCAGGAAGGUGCAGAAGUCUGUGAGAGUGAAUGUAGGUGAAGUGGAAUUUCAACACUCAAAAGAUCUUGGCUCAAAAAGACUGAAUCAAGUGGUGGUAGUGGGAAGGAAGCCCCUGCAAAUCUUCUACAGCCUGAGCCCAGAGCUGAAAGAGUUUGUCCACAGAAUGCACUCCUUUAAGGACAGCGUGAUAUUCCAGCAGUUCUGGGAGGAAGCAGCACAGAAGGCAGGAGAGGAGUAUGUGUGUGACAGUCCAGAGGAGGAUGAGGAUGAGGAGGACGAGGAGGAGAUUGCUCCAGAGCUGGACCUUGAUGAUGCUUUGAACAGCGUGAUCCGCCCUUGCUUUGACAGCUAUACAAUGCUGUAUGAUGAUCUCAGAUCAGGAAAUCUCACACUUUCUGCAGUGGAUAGAAUUUUCCAGGAGUUCACAAAUCAUCCUGAAGAUCUCGGGGUGGAGCUGAACACCAUCUGUGGGCUUUGGCCUGCAGAGGACAGAGGCUGGGUUGACCAGCGAGUCCAGCAGAUCCAGCAGUACCAUGAAAUGCAUUUAACCUUUGAUGCUGCCAAGAUCAUUGCCCAUGUCAAAGAGAGUUUAGGCCUCUCUGGUGACUUCAGUAUCUUGGAAAACUUGUUGCACAUAACAGAAAAGCUUGAAUCCUACAAGACCCAAAAGCUGGAUUCCAUCAGCCCUGAGCUCGUGCAAGCCAAGAAGCUGCUGCAGGGGAUCACUGUGCCCCGCCGAGGCUGUCUGAAGGAGCUGGCCCAGCAGAAGGAGUUUGUCUGCUGGGUCAGAGAAGCACUGAAAGACAUAAACGAGCUGAAGGUGUUUGUUGACCUGGCCUCCAUCUCGGCGGGGGAGAACGACAUGGACGUGGACCGUGUGGCCUGUUUCCAUGGCACUGUGCACGGCUACUCCUCCCUGCUCUACGAGCUCCGCCAGGACUCGGGCUUCGAGGACUUCAUGCGCUGCUUGCAGAAGCUGUGGCGAGCCCUGGACAGCGAUGAGACCCUCCCUGAGAAACUGCGUGCCUCGGCUCAGCACCUGGAGUGGCUGAAGACAGUGAAGGAGAGCCAUGGCUCUGUGGAGCUGUCCUCGCUGUCCCUGGCAGCUGCCAUCAACAGCAGAGGGGUCUAUGUGCUGAGGGCACCAGCUGAUGGCCAAAAGGUCUCCUUGGACAGUGUCCUGCGCUUCACCCUCCCGGGGAGCUCGGGGGACACCGAGGCCUCCUGGAAGUACUCGCUGGCAGAGCUCCGUGAGCUGCAGAACAAACUGAUGCUCAUGUCAGCCAAGGGAGAGCAAGGCCUGGAGGUGGAGAGGUUCUCUGAGGUCUUUUCCAAUGUCCAGAGGCUUGCCCAGGCCUUUAUAGACCUGUACUCAGCUGGGAACAUGCUUUUCCGCUCCUGGCUCGCCCAGGUGUAUUGUUCACCCCACAAAGAAUCCUGUGUUUUUAUAGACUUCUCCCUGGGCCCCAUCCCAGUGCUGGAAGGGCAAGGGGAUAUGGCAGCUGUGCUCCCAGCCCUCUGCAAGACCAUGGAGAGCUUCCUGGAGAGCUGGAAGAGCUUCAUGAAUGCCAAGCGAUGUGAGCAUUUCUACCUGAACUACUACAGCGCGGAGCAGCUGGUGUACCUGUGCUCAGAGCUGGGCCGGGGCAGCCCCAGCCAGGCUGCCCUCAUGAUGCUCUCCUUCCUCAACCCCCACUGCACUGAGCAGGACGUCCUCACAGCCCUUGGGAGCCAGGGGCCUCCCAGCUCAGGCCAGGCUGUUUCUGACUUCCAAGUGCUGCUGGAUGGGGAGAGGGACCUGAGCGCCCGGCUGAAGUGUAUCUGGGAGUGCUACAUGAGCAACAUGGGCUCCUUCCUCCCCAACUGCCUGGACAUGGACACACUGGGCGUGUGGCUGAAGAACCUGGCCAGCAGUGGCAAGGAAUGUGUCACCAGAGACUUCCCUCAGGACCUGCUCUGCGUGGGCCAGCCCAACCUCAUCACCUGCCCUCGCUCCGAGGUGCUCAGCUCUGCCCUGGCCAUUUACAUGAACAGCCCCGAGCAGCCCCUUCCCACCUUCGAUGAGGUGCUGCUGUGCACGCCCCAGACCAGCGCAGAGCAGGUGGGGCUGUUCCUGCGCCGGUGCCUCAUUCCCUGCCAGGGGGGGAGCAAGAUCUACACCAUGCUCUACGCGGAUGAGCUGAGCUACGACGUCAGCUGCAGGGCAGAGGAGCUGUUCCAGCACCUGAAGUGCUACAACAGCUCCUACAGGCUCAUCAUCCUGUGCAGCUGCGAGCGGGACACCAGCUACCUGCUCUCUGCCUUCAGCCACUACAAGGUGCACAUGAUUCCCCAGAGGUCACAGGCAGAGAUCCAGCAGUACCUGCAGCACCACUUCCGAGUGGCUCAGCCCUCCAACUCGGCUGCAGCCGUGUUCAAGGAGCACAUGUGUGUUGGGAUUGUGUCCUCCAAAAGAGCUGGCAUGGGGAAAUCUCUGUAUGUGAAGAGGCUGCAUGAGAGACUGCAAGAAGAGCAGCCUGACUGCACAGAACUUCUGAAAACCAUCAGACUGAUUGAACCAGAAGUGGAUGAAGAUAAAGUGCUAAAAUCUCUCCUGCCUUUUCUGAAGAGAGAACACCAGACAAAGCCCAUGAUAUUCCAUUUUGAUAUCACCUCCUCAGUGCAGCGUGGAAUUCCAGAGUUUCUCUUCAAGCUGUUGGUUUUGCAGUACCUGACAGAUAAUAAUGGCAACAUGUGGCUACGGCAGAAGUGUCAUCUGUACAUCAUUGAAAUCCUGGAGGUGUCCCCAGUGCCAAAGACAGCAGCCAGACCUAUGUCAGUGAGCCAGAAGUAUCACUUCUUGGAUGUGUUCCCUAAAAUAACGUGCAAGUCUCCCAAAGAAGUGCUAGAAAUGGAGACACUUGGGAACAGUUCUGGGGAUGUGGGAAUGGACAAGGAGGAAUUUUGCAGUGAGGCUUUCCAGAGACCCUUCCAGUACCUGAAGAGGUUUGACCGGGGCUGUGACCUGGACACGUUCUGGUACGAGGCGCUCUCGGUGGAAGGCAGCCCUGCAGAAUGCCUGCAGCUCUUCCUCCUGCACUGCGGGGUCAUGGAUCCCUCCUGGGCAGAGCUCCGCAACUUCACCUGGUUCCUCAACAUUCAGCUGAGAGACUGCGAAGCCUCUGUCUUCUGCAACCCUGACUUUGUCCAAGACACUUUGAAUGGCUUCAAGAACUUUGUGGUUGGCUUCAUGAUUUUAAUGGCGCGGGAUUUUGCGACGCCCUCCCUGAGCAUUUCCGACCAGAGUUCAGGAAGACGAUCCUCCCACCUGGAGAACGUCGCCGAGGAAGAUCUGCUUCCUUUCCGCAUCAGGAAGAAGUGGGAGUCAGAGCCUCAUCCCUACCUGUUUUUCAAUGAGGAUCGUGUGUCCAUGACAUUCAUUGGUUUCCACUUCCAGCAGAACGGGAAUCGCAUUGAUGCCAUCAAUCCUCUGAACGGGAAUGUCAUCAAGAAGGACAUCAUGACUGCCCAGCUCUACCGGGGCUUGUUACUGCAGAGGGUUCCCUUCAACGUGCCCUUCGAUCAGCUGCCCCGCGAGGAGAAGCUCGAGAGGCUCUGCAUGGUGCUGGGGCUCCCCUGGGUGUUUGACCCCGAUGAGACAUACGAGCUCACCACAGACAACAUGCUGAAAAUCUUGGCCAUCGAGAUGCGAUUCCGCUGCAACAUCCCAGUGGUCAUCAUGGGAGAAACAGGCUGUGGGAAAACCAGGCUGGUGAAGUUCCUGUGCCAGUUACGCAGAAGCUUUGUCGAGGUGGAGAACAUGAAGCUUGUCAAGGUUCAUGGAGGUACCACUGCAGAGAUGAUCUAUGCCAGGAUCAGGGAAGCAGAAGCCCUGGCUAAAUCCAACAAGGAGCAGCAUGGGUUGGACACUGUUCUGUUUUUUGACGAAGCCAACACGACAGAGGCUGUGAGCAGCAUCAAGGAGGUUCUGUGUGACCGCACGGUGCAGGGGCAGCCUUUGGCGUCUGGCUCUGGCCUGAGGAUCAUCGCAGCCUGCAAUCCCUACCGGAAGCACACAGACAGGAUGAUCCAACGCCUGGAGCUGGCUGGGCUGGGCUACCGGGUGAAGGCCGACGACACCCGGGAGAAGCUGGGAUCCAUCCCGCUGAGGCAGCUCGUGUACCGCGUGCACGCGCUCCCGCCCAGCAUGAUCCCCCUGGUGUGGGACUUCGGGCAGCUCAACAACUGCACGGAGAAGAUGUACAUCCAGCAGAUCGUGCAGCGCGUGGCGGAGCAGCUGCCCAUGGCCAAGGACGAGGUGAGGAUGAUCACAGAGGUGCUCUUUGCCUCCCAGCAGUACAUGAGGCAGAGGGACGAUGAGUGCAGCUUCGUCAGCCUGCGGGACGUGGAGCGCUGCAUGGAGGUGUUCAAGUGGUUUUACAGGCACAGCCACGUGCUGCUGAGGGAGCUGGAGAAGUACCUGGCCGAGAGGAAAGCUCCCAAGGGCGGCAGUGACAGAAACGGUGUCAUCUGGUCCUUGGUGCUGGCGGUCGGGGUCUGCUACCACGCGUCCCUGGAAAGGAAGGAGCCAUACAGGACUGCCAUCAGCCAGGUCCUCCCAAAGCCUUAUGAUACCCAGAAAAAGAUUUUGGAAGAAAUCACCCUGAUGCAGGACUUAUUCCUGAGUGGAGUGCCACUCCGGGAUACCAUAGCAAGGAACUUGGCCUUGAAGGAAAAUGUCUUCAUGAUGGUCAUCUGUAUUGAGCUGAAGAUCCCUCUUUUUCUGGUCGGGAAGCCUGGGAGCUCCAAAUCCCUGGCAAAAACCAUUGUGGCUGAUGCUAUGCAGGGCCAAGCAGCUCAUUCUGAUCUGUUCAAGGACCUGAAGCAGAUCCAUCUCGUGUCUUUUCAGUGCAGCCCUCUCUCCACUCCAGAGGGAAUCAUAGGCACUUUCAAGCACUGUGCUCGAUUCCAGGAAGGGAAGAACUUGGAGGAGUAUGUAUCAGUGGUGGUUUUGGAUGAGAUUGGGCUGGCAGAAGACUCUCCCAAAAUGCCCUUGAAGACUUUGCAUCCACUUCUGGAGGAUGGCUGCAUAGACGAUGUCCCUCUUCCUCACAAAAAGGUUGGCUUCAUUGGGAUUUCCAACUGGGCUUUGGACCCUGCUAAGAUGAAUAGAGGCAUCUUUGUGUCUCGUGGGGACCCCAGCAGAGAGGAGCUCAUCGAGAGCGCAAAGGGCAUUUGCUGCUCGGCACGAGGGGCUCUGCAGAAGGUCGAGCAGUAUUUCCAUCACUUUGCAGAUGCAUAUGAAAACAUUUGCAAGGCCCAAGACAGGGAGUUCUUUGGCCUGCGUGACUACUACAGCCUCAUAAAGAUGUUUUUUGCCUUAGCUAAGAGCUCCAAAAGCGAGCCCACACCUCAGGACAUCGCCGAGUGCAGCUCUGCUGUGGGGCACUGCAGCAGGCUGGCACCCUGUGAGCACAGGUGUGCUGCAUUGCUGCCCCUCUCUCUCCAGGUCACCACCUUCUCACGGCUGCUCACCAGUGCUGACGCUGCCUGCCUGGAGAGAGAGGUGCAGGGCAAGGCCCAGAGGCCCCAGAUCCUGUUCCUGCAGCAGUUUGACACAGAGUACUCCUUCCUGAAGGGCAUCCGGGAUUUCCUGGAUUCCACUUCAGGAAAUAAAGUCCUCAUUAUUCAGACAGACUUUGAAGAUGGCUCUCAGAAUGCCCAGCUCAUUGCCUCAGCCAAGUACACUGUUGUCAAUGAGAUCAACAAGGUGGACCUGGGGGAGGUCUCUGUCUUUGUUUACUUUAUCAUGAAGCUUUCCCGGCUGGAAGGAGGAACAUCCUACGUGGGAUUCCAUGGAGGGCUGUGGCAGUCGGUGCACAUCGACGACCUCCGCAGGUCCAAGGACAUGAUCUCUGACUUGACAGCCCUGCAGAACCUCACCAUCAGCCAGGUGUUCUCUCAGGAUCCAGGUGCAACCAGAGCUGCAGCUCUGCCUGCCAGUGGAGAAGCUCAGCAGGAGGAGAUGAUGGAGGUUGAAACAUCAGUGCCAGGAGCAGAGCACCAGGAGGGGGAGAUCCUGGACACCACGGUGCUGCUGAGGAGCUGUGUGCAGAGUGCUGUGGGCAUGCUGCGGGACCAGAACGACCUGAGCCGGAGCAGGAGGAGAAUUGAGAUUCUGCUUGGCCUCCUCUCCAAAGAGGAUGAGCUGAAAGCCUCUUUCCUGAACAUAACCAAGGCUCGACUCUCCAGCCUGUUGAAGAAGCAAGAAGAAAAUUCCCUUCACCCAAAAAACUGGGUGCUUCGGGAGGCUUCCAACCUCAGUGCUCUGCAGGAGGCAGGUACCUUCAGGCACACCCUGUGGAAGCGAGUGCAGAAGGUGGUCACUCCCUUCCUGGCUCUCCUGGUCGCUAUCAUAGACAGGAAUGGCAAUCUGGAGCUGCUGGCCAGGCCAGGAGCAAAGUGGGUGACAAAGCUGUGGAUGUUCAUCUUCAGCGACUCCAAAUUCCUGAGUGUCCCUCCUGGUGUGGGGAACAGCCCUCAGCCAGAGAUAAUUGUGGUGCAGAACAACAUGACAGUGUCUGCUGAUGCUGGCAAUGAGAUGCCCUUCAGCUGGAGGAUAAAGGAGUACCUGGAAGAGAUGUGGUUGGAGGCUCAGUACAUCCAAAACACUGAAGGCCAUGCUGAGAAGUUUGUGGAAUACUUCCAGAAAACUGCCCUGGGAAAAUUCAUCUCUACUCUGACUGAGGAAGAAAGGCAGAUGCUCUUCGAGUGCUACAUCACAGACUUUAUUGUCUUGACCAUCGGUGUGUCCUCCCAGGAGGAGCUGCAGUGUCUGCGUGUGGCAUUCAUGUCCUGCAUUGAGGAGUGGAUGGCAGAGUCCCCCUGGAGGAAGGAGCUGGUGCCCUCCCUGCCCUGGGCCCACCUGGCACACAACCAGUUCAAGAGCCGCCUGCAGAACUUCUCCAGGAUCCUGGCUGUGUACCCCCGUGUGACUGGCUACCUCCUGAACCAGCAAGGAUGCAGAAUUCCCUGCUCUGAGAUGGUUCUGGACGUGCUGGCUGCCAUGGUGUGUGCUGAGGAGCUGGAGAAGCUGGUGCAGACAGCCUCCCCUGAGCGCUGGCUGCAGAGAGUGAAGAACCUCCACAUGCCCAUUGAGUUCCUGUGCAAAGAGGAGGGUGCCCAGCGCAGGGGCAGCCGCUGCCAUCAGCUGCUGAGGGAGCUCAUAGGCACCCAGCUCUGCUCACAGCCCUGCUCUUUGCCUGGUGCUGCUCUGGGACAUUGGAGCAGCCUGAAGCUGUUCUGGUGCUGCUUUUCUCAGGCUUUGCAAACCUUUCCAGGUUCUUGCUGGGCUCAAUUACAUACCAAGCAGCAAGAACCACAUUUUUUUCCUCUCAUCUCCUGCAGAUUCUCUCUCUAAAUUUGGCAGAAGCAGCUUUACUCAUUGCUGUUUCUGGAUUCCAGGCAUGGUCUGGAGCCGUGUCCCAUCUGCCUGGGAGAGCCAAAGGACCCCAUCUGCCUGCCCUGCAACCACGUGUUCUGCCACAAGUGCAUCAGCCUGUGGCUGGUGCCAGCACAGAUGUACUGUCCCUACUGCAGGGCAGCUGUGGAGGACGUGGAGUUAACUGUCUCUGAGGAGCUCAGAGCUGCCAUAGCAAAGAACUCCAUGUUCCGCCAGAGGUGCAAUAAUUUCUUCAUUGACAUGGUCACCACCAUGUGCUUCAAGGACAACGAGCCCCCUGAGCCAGAGGUGAUCCAGAGGCUCCUGAACCUGCUGUUUGUUCACAGAAGCCUCGUGAAAGACCCAGAUCACCCUGCUGUCUACACAAAAUUCCUGUCCCCUUUUAAUGAUGAGGUGGAUGAAACUCCCAUCAUCCGCUCUGUGAUGCUGAAGCUGCUCCUGAAGUACAGCUUCAAUGAAGUCAAAGAUGAUGUGCAGCGUUACCUGUCGCAGGUGGAGCACAACGAGCUCCUAGAGAAAAAUGACAAAAAAGAGCUCUACUUGCUUUUUGUCAACUGCUUGGAGGAUUCCAUGUGUGAGAAGUCAGAGGACAGCCUGGGAUAUGGGCACGGAAGCAGUGUGCCCGAGGACAGAGCCUUUCCAGAGAGCUACCUGCCAGCCAGCAGCAGAGAGGCUCCCCAGGAAGCCUCAGUGGAAUACCUGCAGGCCGUGGCCGAGGUGCGCCUGUGCCUGAGCAGGGCUGCAGAGCUCAUCUUCCACCUGCAGCAGCACACACAGCCAGAGCAGAUGAAGGACGAGCAGCGUUACCUGAAGAGUGUGGAGAAGUUCUGCAGGCUCGCCAGGAACGACUGGCACUGCGUGUACCUGGUCAGGAGGAUUGCCAGCCAGCACGGGAUGGAAUUUGCUCAGAAGUUGGUCACAGAGCCACAGUUCAGCUGGGUGUUCCCAGCAGAAAUUCUGCAACAGGUCCAGCACAGCCAGUCCAACCACAUCGACCGGUACCUGGUGUGUGGGGAGCGGUACCGGGCCCUGCGUGACGCCGUGGGACGAGCCAUGAUGGAGGGCACGGCCCAGGGGCUGCUUGAGGCCCAGGAGGCCUCCAGCAGCCCCCCAGCUCUGGAAUCUGCCCACCUGCUCCUGGCCAUCUUCCGAGAGGUCACUGCCCUGUACGGGGAUCCAAACCUUCAUCCCAAGCAGCAGCAAACAGAGGUGAUGACUGAGUUCAUCCAGAGCUGCCAGGUGCUGAAUUCCCCCGAGCUGCAGCACUUUGCAGUUGCCCUGGUGAAGAACACCCUGCCCGGGCUGGCCGUGGAGCCACGGGAGGCUGGAUUUUUGUUGCAUUCCCUUUCUCUGCUGGAGAAGCUGUUGCUCUGGAAUUCAGUGUUCUCCUGUUGCUUUUCCCAGUGUGGGCUCCCCAUGGAGACGAGCCGCUGUCCCGACUGCCACGUCCCCAUUGGAGGCAUCAACCACAAACCCCUGCAGGGCUUCCAUCAGUCCAGUAUUCAGGAGGACAGAACUCAGACUGGCCACAUACUUGGAGGUGUUAAGAACAGAAGAACACUGGGAACAUCUGACAGGGGCGUGUCCCCCAUGGUCUUUGUGCUGCUCCGUUUGCUCACCCACCUGUCCAUGCUGCUGGGAGCCUCCAGAGACCCUCAGUCCCUGGAAAGCAUGAUCAAGCCAGCAGUGGAUGACGUGGUGAGCUUCCUGCAGCAGCACGUUCAGGAGGACUUGGCACAGCUGACCAGGAUUUUGGGGAAGAGUGUGGAUGACACUAUCAACAUCCUGCACCUGGUGCUCAGCAGCCUCCUGCAGGCCCCCCAGCAGCAGCCAGGCCAGUGGCUGGUGCAGUUUGAUGAUGUUCUCUCCACCAAGGAGAAGAGAAACAAAUGGGAAGAAAUUGCAGACAAAAUUAUUGUUCCUGAAUUGAAGGAUUUGGAUAAAAAGCUACUCAAGUUAAACCAACUGAUACAAGAGGAUGAGAGACUCUCUUCCAACCCCAUAGUGAAGAUAGUGUAUGGGGACCCAGCUGCAUUCCUGUCCCAGCUGCCAGGGGACAGCCACGUCCACCACUCCAAGAUGUGGAGCUGCCGCAGGAGGGUUUCCGUGGAGAACCUGGGCCACGUUGUGCAGCAGAAGAAUGCCAAGGACACUGUCCCUCUCCUCUGGAAGUUCCUGCAGAAGGAAAGUGAGCUGAGGCUGGUGAAAUUCCUCCCAGAGAUUCUGGCUCUGCAGAGAGAUUUGGUGAGGCAAUUCCAGAACACAGCAGAGAUUAAACACUGCUCCAUCAGGGAAUUCCUCAGGGAACCCCACUCAGAUGUGAUGAGGGACCUGUUAGAGAGGAGAGUGAAUGUGUUUCUGUCUGUCUGGAACAAACUGAGAAGCUCCCUGGACACCAAUGGGGAAAUCAAGCUGCCUAAAGGCUACUGUGAUGCCGAGCUGAGCCUGGACAGCAGGCUGGAGGUGCUGCUGCCGCGGCGCCGGGGGCUGGGGCUGUGCUCCACGGCGCUGGCCAGUUACCUCAUCGGGCUGCACAACGACCUGGUGCACUCUGUCAACAGGCACACCAAGGAGGAUGACAGGUACCUGGUCAGCCCCUCGGAAGUGGCCGACCUGCACGUGAUCAGUUACGAGGUGGAGAGGGACCUGAUCCCUCUCAUCCUGUCCAACUGCCAGUACAGCAUGGAGAAGGGAGGGGAGACCUUGCAGGACUUUGAUCUGGAGAGGAUCCAGCAACAAGUGAUCAGCAAGUUCCUGCAGGGGAAGCCACUCAUCACGCUGACGGGAAUCCCCACCCUGGUGCACAGACAUGACCGGAACUACGAGCAGCUGUUCAGUGAUGUCAGGAACAAGCUGGAGCAGAGUGCUCUGCCCGGUUCUGUGAUGAACAUGAUCAGUGGGGAGCUGCAGUCCUACAGCGAUGUGUGUGAUGCCCUGUCCCUCACUGAGAUCACCCUGGGCUUCCUGGCCAUGGCUGGUGAGAAUGCUGACAUGCUGCUGACUGAGUACAUUGAGCACGUUCUGCAGAUGGGGGAUCAGACAAACCCUCACGUGCUGCAGGCGCUCAGACGGUGCCAGCUGAGGCACAGCAUGGCCCUGUGGCAGCUCCUGUGUGCCCACAAAUCUGAGCAGCUGCUGCGCCUCGGCAGGGUAUGGCACCCCCAGCCCCUCUGUGUGAGCUCCUGGAGCCCUGAGGGCCGUGGCGCCUCCGCUGCCUUCAGCGCGGCCCGCCUUGGCCCGGGCCGGCUUCUCCCCUUCCCUUUCAAUAAACUCGUUCAGCCCCGCGCGGCUUCCCGGCUCCUUCCGCGCUCGCUGCCGGGCUCCGAGCCGGGACCGCUGCCGCCGGCCCGGAACGGCCGCCGCUGGGAGCGGGAGCAGGCCCGGCUGAGGGCCGGCGUGGUGGAGGAGGACACCGAGGAGUGGCAGAAGGACCCGCAGUUCUCCGGGCUGCAGAGAGUGGGAGGUGUGGAUUUAUCCUACAUCAAGGGGGACGAGAGCCGUGCCUGCGCCUCCCUGGUCGUGCUCAGCUACCCGGCUCUCGAGGUGCUGUACCAGGACUGCCGCAUGGUGCCCGUCACCGCCCCGUACGUGGCCGGCUUCUUGGCCUUCAGGGAGGUCCCUGUCCUGGUGGAAGCUGUGCAGAGACUUCAGCAGGAGGAGCCCCAGCUCCAGCCUCAGGUGCUUCUGGUAGAUGGGAAUGGCCUGCUCCAUCCCAGAGGGUUUGGCACAGCCUGUCACCUCGGGGUCCUGACAGACCUGCCGUGCAUUGGCGUGGCCAAGAACCUCCUGCACGUGGAUGGCUUGGUUAGGGACGAGCUGCACAAGGAGCAGGUCCGUUCCCUGCAGAGGUCAGGAGAGACAUUCCCACUGACAGGCACCUCGGGGAAGGUCCUGGGCAUGGUGCUGCGGAGCCACAGCAACAGCUGCAAGCCCCUGUACGUGUCCGUGGGCCACCGGGUGAGCCUGGGCACGGCCGUGCGCCUGGUCAGGGCCUGCUGCCGCUUCCGCGUCCCGGAGCCCAUCCGCCAGGCUGACAUCAGGUCCAGGGAGUACCUUCGGAAGCAGCCCUGUGCUCCAGUGGAGGUGCUGGAGGCUGUGCCUGCCAGCCCAGAGAGCAAAAAGGAGGAUGAAUUGGAGGAUUAGUCUGUGCCAGAAGAAAGUGCAGAGCUUCUCUUCGCUGGGUUCUCUCCUGCACCAAGGCUGAGUCCUGCUGGAUGCAGGAGCCCAGUGCCACCCUGGGGGACAGCUGUGCCAGGCUGUGUCCCCCAGGCCAGCACCAGCCACUGCUCAGGGAGAAUCCAUGCAGUGAAUUUCUCAGGGUUCAUUUUCAAGUACUGUUAAAACCUUUGUGUGAGCAAAGGCUCACGUGUGAGUGUGCAACACCUCACUGGAGCCCUUGUGCAGCUGCAGGGGCUGAUUUACAGAGGUGCUGAGGCAUUGCCACUGCAGAGCCAGCCUGUGUCUCCCACCACACCUCUGUGGCACAGAGCCCUCCCUUCCCACUGGUUUUGGAGCAGCUUCCCCCUGUCCCUGCAGCUGUGCCAUUCCCCCUGCACGUCCCUGGGGAGCAGCAGCCCCACUGCCCAGCUCUUCUGGAGGAAGGAACAUCUCAGGGGAAAGGAUGGCAGGAAUCAUCUCCCUCCCAGGAGCAUGGGGAGGUCAUUCCUGACACACAGAGUGCUCCAGGAUCCCAGGCUGGAGAUCUGGCCCAGCCCCAGCUUGGCCUGAGGAGCAGAGCCCAGAGCCUCUGUGCCCAAAUCAUCCUCAACCCUCAUCCAGUCUGCAAGACCAAAGCUUCUCCAAGGUGUGGGAUCCUGGCUGAGGUUGGGAGGUGCUUCCUGACUGUUCUGAAGAGCAGCAGGAGCAGAAGGUGCUCUGGAAGAUCCUGGUGUGGCUGUGUAAGAUUCCAGCCUGAAGAGGAAGAAGGAUGUUUUCCUGGGGGUGGGGAGGGGUGCUCAGGUCAGGCUCCUGUGGGCUGUUUAACCUCAAUUUUGCAUACAUUUCUUGUACAACUUUUGUUCUUUUCUGUCUUGGAGCUGCUCUGGGUGGGGAGGACAAAGCCCAGCCUGUUGUGCGUCUGCUGUCUUGGGGUCUGAACCAGGUGGGGAAAGGGAGGCAGUGACAAACCCUGCUCCCCUGGGGCCAUCUGGGCAGGUCUGGGGCUGGUCCUGGCAGCACUGGGGACGGGCACUGGCAGAGCACUUCCCUAAAAAGCCUUUGCUGACAGGUUUUAGAAGCCAAAGCUGCAGCAGCUGCAGCUCCCAGCCCUACACAGGAGCCACCUCUCCCGGGAACCUUCAGAGCUGCUUCACAUGAAGGUUUGUCUGUGGGUGGAAAACCACAAGGAAGCUGCUCCUUUGAUCCUGAGGGCUGCUGCCAGCCCGGGGCAGGGGGAGCACUGGGGCUGGCUGUGGCAGGGGACAGGGGACACAGGGACAGCUGUGUCCUCCUCUCCCUGCACAGCCACAGAACCUCCUCUGCCACGGCCUGUCCCAUCCUGAGGGAGCAGGGUGGGCACAGAGCCACGGCCAGAGGGACCAGUUCAUUCCUCAUUCCAGCCCCACACAAACCAGUGACUUCUCUGGCCAUGGGGACAGUCUCCUAAAGCCUGUCACAAAUUCAGGCAUGGGUGACAGAGUGGGCAGGGGACAGCUCCUUCCUAGAGCUCAAGGGCAGAACACCAGGGAAAUGCAUCUGGGCUUCUGAUUUAGCCUGUGUGGGAGCUCACAGGGUCAUCCCUGGCUGCUUCCAAGUUCUGGGUGACACCACUCCCACUGCAGAUCCCCCCUGGGUGUGCUCAGCUGUGGGAGCAGCUCCUCCAGGAUGGCCCUGCAGAACCUUCAGUGUGGGGACUGGCUUCUCCUGCCCUGCUGAGUGCCUGGUUUCAUCUCAUUUUUAACGUCUCUGGUUUUAAUCCCUCAUAUAUUGGUGACUUUUUUGUGCUUCUGAUUGGUACCUGACAAUGGGAGAUUUGGGGUGGGCUGGUCAGGGGAGGCUCUGCAGCCACAGCUGUGAUUUGGGUGGGAGCUCAAGGAACUGAGCCCAGCUCGGACAGGAACGUGAGGCUGUGGCUGCUCAGGGUCUGUCCCUGGGUGCUCCUGCUGGGAUCUGGGUGUUUUGAUCCAUGGAGGGUCCGUGUGCUCAGCCUGUGAGGGAUCCAGGGCUGGGGACACUGCAGGGGACACUGCUGUCCUCAGCUGCCCUGAGCCCUCGCAGCUGCCUCUGCCCUGGGGGUGAGGGGAAAUCAGGUGAAAAAAAAAAGGCAAAAAACCAUAAAAACCAGCUCUGCAUCAGUGUCCUGGCUUCCCUCUGCGUGAGGCUCUGAACUCCUCUCCUUCCCAGCCCAGGUGAACUCAGCUGACUCUGGGUGGAGUCGCGUGGGAGGCUUUGGGAGGGGGAUGGUGCUGCAGGGUCCUGGCAGCCCUGCAGAGCCAGGGGCUCUGGCUGUGCCUUUGGGCUUUGCCUGGGCCCUGGGAUGCUCUCCCAGCUGCCCAAACGUGGCAGUUUAGUCCUUCCUAAAGGAAGGGACUAAUCUCUGUGUUUGGUGCCUGCUUGUGGCUCUUUGGACACAAUAAGGGAUUAACUUGGUCUUUAUCUAAUUGGUUUAUAACCCUGGGAAGGGAAAAUCGCUUUGUAAUGCUUGAAACCUCUUAACAGAAGCUCAGAGAGUGGAGCUUGAGUGUCCUUCGAAAUAAACUCAUACAUGGCUUGUCUUUUUUAA
This is a messenger RNA of Passer montanus (Eurasian tree sparrow), 17574 nucleotides long. RefSeq names its product E3 ubiquitin-protein ligase RNF213-like. The record is from RefSeq and is a predicted model, not a curated record. Gene Ontology annotation, biological process: ubiquitin-dependent protein catabolic process; negative regulation of non-canonical Wnt signaling pathway; DNA repair. Gene Ontology annotation, cellular component: nucleolus; cytosol; membrane. Gene Ontology annotation, molecular function: ubiquitin-protein transferase activity; ATP binding; endonuclease activity. NCBI's taxonomy places the organism in Eukaryota, Metazoa, Chordata, Aves, Passeriformes, Passeridae.